AUGGGUUGUCUACUUUCCUGUGUAGCCUGUUGUUUUUGUGACGCGGCGGCAAGUUUGUGCUGCAAAUGUUUGCCAUCCUGCAAAAGUUCAACAUCAACCAGAUUGGUCUAUGGUCUCUUAUUACUCUCAGUCAUUAUUUUGUCAAGCGUUGCUUUGAGUCCAGAGGUUGGAAAACUUUUGAAACGGAUUCCAUCAUUGUGCCCAGGCGAACCAAAUAAUAUAUGCCAGCUAAUAACUGGUUAUGGUGCGGUUUAUCGAAUGUGUUUUGCGUUAUCGCUUUUCUUCUUUGUUUUUUCAUUAAUUAUGAUCGAAGUAAGGUCCUCACGUGACUUUCGAUCGGCAAUACACAAUGGAUUUUGGUUUUUCAAAAUCUUAGCCAUAAUUGGCAUAAUGGUUGGGGCGUUCUUCAUACACGACCCUCUAUUUCUCUCGGUUUGGAUGAUAUUUGGAAUGAUCGGUGCUUGUCUCUACAUAUUGCUCCAGCUGGUGUUACUUGUUGACUUUGCUCACACGUGGAAUGAGAAGUGGGUUGGAGCCUACAAUGAAUCGGGAAAUCGUUCUUAUGUCUGCGCUCUCAUAUCUUCCACAGUGUUCUUCUACUCCCUAAGUAUUGCAGCCGUUGUCCUUUUCUACAUUUAUUUUGCCUCGGCACCGUGCUGUCGCCUUGGAAAAAUGCUUGUCAGCAUUAAUUUGAUUCUUUGUGUUAUAUUAAGUGUCAUUUCUAUCUUGCCAGUUGUCCAAGACAAAUUGCCGUCCUCAGGUCUGCUCCAGUCAUCAGUCAUUUCAGCCUACAUCAUGUUCCUCACGUGGUCUGCACUAGUUAACGUUCCGGAGGUUGCAUGUAACCCAACACUGCGCACCACCAACAAGACCAUCAUCGUCGACGGUAAGGAGGUUACCGCAGUCUCACUUGUCAUACUCAUGAUCUCCGUUGUGUAUGCAAGCAUCCGCACCAGCUCACAUAACACUGGUGGUAUGGAUACCUCUAAUGCGGAAACCAGUCCCUCCACCGAAACCGCAGAGAGAGGCCAGCUGGUGUGGGACAACGAGAAGGAGGGCGUGGCCUACAGCUACGCCAUGUUCCACUUCAUGAUGUCGCUGGCAACGCUCUUUGUGAUGAUGUCCAUCACCGACUGGUACCGCCCCGACAGCCAGACUUCUAUGCUGUCGGCCAACUACGGUAGUUUUUGGGUUAAGGGCGCGAGCAGUUGGGUGUGCGUUGCCAUCUACAUCUGGACCCUUGUGGCUCCGGUCAUGUUCCCCGAUCGCGACUUCUCGUAG
Mesocestoides corti is the source of this 1281-nucleotide messenger RNA. Lineage: Eukaryota; Metazoa; Platyhelminthes; Cestoda; Cyclophyllidea; Mesocestoididae. The record is from the annotation of a GenBank genome assembly.